AUGGCCAGUACACCUCAUGGCGGAAUUCUGAAAGACCUUGUUGCACGAGAUGAGCCGAUAUCCGGACAGCUCAAAGAAGAGGCUGCAAGGCUCAAGGACAUUGUGCUCACCGAGCGGCAACUUUGUGAUCUUGAACUGAUUAUCAAUGGUGGCUUUAGUCCAUUAGAAGGGUUCAUGAAUGAAGGUGAUUAUACAAGUGUCGUCGAUACACUACGGCUGUCUGAUGGCACCCUCUUUUCUAUGCCUAUCACCCUUGACGUAUCUUCUGCCGAUGUCGAACGUCUCAGCAUAGUACCUGGCGCUCGCAUUGCCCUCCGUGAUCCUCGUGAUGAUGAAGCACUUGCAAUCAUCACCGUUGAUGAUGUCUACACCUAUGACCGCGUCAAGGAGUGUAUUCAAGUUUUUGGUGCUGAUGACGCAGCACACCCUUCCGUCGCGUACCUCCGUAACUGCGUCAAGCCUUUCUAUGUGGGAGGAAAGGUACAAGCCAUACAGGCGCCAUCACAUUUCGAUUACGUUGCUCUCCGAUACACCCCUACUGAGCUCCGUGCCCACUUUAAAAAACUUGCAUGGCGCAGAGUCGUCGCUUUCCAGACCCGGAAUCCAAUGCAUCGUGCUCACCGUGAGCUCACCAUUCGUGCUGCUCGCCAACGUCAGGCGAACGUCCUGAUCCACCCCGUCGUCGGUCUUACCAAGCCAGGAGAUGUCGAUCACUAUACCCGUGUCCGCGUGUACGAAGCCAUCAUGGCCAAGUACCCAAAUGGCAUGGGUCACCUUGCGCUCCUUCCUCUCGCCAUGCGCAUGGCAGGUCCCCGUGAGGCGGUAUGGCAUGCAAUCAUUCGAAAGAACUUUGGUGCAACACACUUCAUCGUCGGUCGUGACCAUGCUGGACCAGGAAAGAACUCACAAGGCAAAGAUUUCUACGGACCAUAUGACGCACAAGAACUUGUUGAGAAGUACAAGGAUGAGCUGCAGAUCGAGAUGGUUCCAUUCCAACAAAUGACAUACCUCCCCUCCACCGAUGAGUAUCAACCUGUGGACGAAAUACCCGCUGGAUCGCAGACUCUGGAUAUCUCAGGCACGGAGCUGCGCAGACGAUUGAAAUCAGGGGCACAUAUCCCUGACUGGUUCAGUUACGAGGCUGUGGUGAAGAGGUUGCGAGAGAGUUACCCACCAAGAGACAAGCAGGGCUUUGUUCUGUGUCUUACUGGCCUUUACAAUUCUGGAAAAGACAUCAUUGCCAAGGCCCUCCAAGUCGCACUCAACGAACAGGGUGGUCGCAGCGUAUCCCUUCUCCUGGGCGAGACCGUGCGAGAUGAUGUUAAUGCCAGGCUGGGCUUCACACCAGAUGAGCGCCACGAAAACUUGCAAGGCAUAUCUUUUGUCGCAGGCGAACUCGCCCGCGCUGGGGCAGCUGUCAUUGCUGCACCUAUCGCCCCUGAAGAGCGGUCACGAGCGUUGGUGAAGGAUACUGUUGUCCAAAAUGGCGGUGCAGGAGGAAACUUCUUCCUCAUUCAUGUGGCGACGCCUCUUGAGCAUUGCGAACGCACUGACCGCAAAGGUGUUUAUGCCCAAGCGCGUCGCGGAGAGAUCAGAGGUUUCGUCGGUGUUGACACCGAGUAUGAGGUGCCAAAGAAAGCAGACCUGGUUGUGGACGUGACCACACAGAGUAUACCUUCCAUCGUGCACAGCAUCGUGCUGUUGCUUGAGACUACCUCGCUGCUAUGA
Suillus paluster is the source of this 1728-nucleotide messenger RNA. RefSeq lists its product as uncharacterized. The record is from RefSeq and is a predicted model, not a curated record. The transcript is spliced from 7 exons. NCBI's taxonomy places the organism in Eukaryota, Fungi, Basidiomycota, Agaricomycetes, Boletales, Suillaceae. Gene Ontology annotation, molecular function: ATP binding; adenylylsulfate kinase activity; sulfate adenylyltransferase (ATP) activity. Gene Ontology annotation, cellular component: cytoplasm. The coding region runs from base 1 to 1728 and encodes 575 amino acids. Gene Ontology annotation, biological process: sulfur amino acid metabolic process.